Molecule: messenger RNA, 1809 nt
Organism: Colletotrichum karsti
Lineage: Eukaryota; Fungi; Ascomycota; Sordariomycetes; Glomerellales; Glomerellaceae
Exons: 3
Coding region: 1-1809 (602 amino acids)
Source: RefSeq, a predicted model, not a curated record
AUGGCGGAAAUCAUCGGCGUCAUCGGCAGCGUUGUCGGCUUGCUCACCGCUGCCGAGGUAGCCCACAGCAAGAUGAAAGGGAUGAAAGGCCUGCCUGAAGCAUUCGACGCAGUCGCCCGACAAGUCCCCCUCGCGCAAAGAAUCCUGGACGCAGUCGAGUCUCAGACUCGGAACGCCCCAGAAUCGACACUCAGAGCCAUCCUCCCGGUCGUCCAUUCUUGCAGGGAGAAUGCCGAGACUCUGAAGACAACGUUGGAGAAACUUCAACCAGGAGACUCCGCGUCGGCUUGGAGCCUUGAUCACUACGUCUCCCUGAUCAAGUGUCGGGGGAAGAAAGGGCGCGUUGAAGAUUUGAUGAGGCAGAUUCUCCGGGAUAUCUUGACUCUGGCGAGUUACAAGACGAUCCAUGCAGCGACCUCUGAAGAGCUCGCUGGGCUCAAGGCAGCUAUUGAGGAAGUUGGAAACGUCAAGGCAUCUGCCCCAGAUACUCUCUUGGAGGAUGCGAAGGGGGUGAAUAUCUCUCAUGGAGGCCAGGGACCUAUGUUGAAUCAAGUCGGCGACUACACCACGUCAUGGAAUCACUUCGGUUCUGGUCAUAUCAAUCAUGUUCAAGGAGAUGCACAUUUCGGAGCGACUCAAGAUGAAAGAAAACGGCAGGCCCUGCGGCGGCUCAACCCUUCAUCCUACGAAUCACACAAGGAUAGAAACCCACCAGCCGCUGUCAACACGUGCAGGUGGUUUGUGGAGCAUCAGAACUUUCGAGACUGGCUUUCUGAGCAGUCCUCCAGCCUGCUUUGGGUCUCUGCAGACCCUGGAUGCGGAAAGUCCGUCUUGGCUAGACAUUUGAUCGAAAACGUCCUACCGACCUCAACUCCGUCCUCUAGGGUCAUCUACUUCUUCUUCAAGGACGAUUUCGCCGACCAAAGAAGCGCAGAAAGCGCCUUGCGGGGCUUGCUUCACCAGCUGUUGAGUGGCGAUUCCCCUCUAUUCACCAAGGCGCUGCUAGAGUCCUUUGAAGAUCUCGGCGAAAAGAUGUUUGAAGGCUUUAGCAACCUCUGGAGACUGUUUCUGAACACAAUCAGUCAACCAAAUGCCGGAGAAAUCAUAUGCGUCCUGGGUGCACUGGACGAAUGCCAUGUCGGAUGGGAUAGGUUGAUCAAAAGCUUAGGUGAACUCUGCGGAAACCCGACUUCUGGUUUCAAGCCUAUCUUGCUAAGUCGGCCGUACAGCAACAUAGAGAGUGACUUCCGGUCCCUCCAAGGAAAAGUUAAAUUCAUUCGUGUCAGAGGCGAGGACGACUCGGAGCUCACCAACAUCGAAUCAGAAAUUGAGAUUGUGAUUCGGAGCAAGGUCGACGGUCUGAAAAAGGAGUUGGGACUCACCCAGGAAGCUGAAGAGCUGCUCUUUCAGCAGCUCUGUCAGACACAAAACAGAACUUAUCUCUGGGUGCAUCUCGUGUGCGACAUGCUUCGGACUGUGGAGAAUGUUAGCAUAUCAGACUCCAUUCAGCAGAUUCCCAAGACGGUAGAGGAGGCGUACAACAAGAUACUCAAUCAGGGCCGAGACCAUGACAAGGCUAGGGUGCUGCUUCACAUUGUCGUCGCAGCAUAUAAGCCUCUAUCUCUGGACGAGAUGGCGACGGCUUUAGCUAUACAAAGUCACAAGUCCCUCGAAAUGCCAGAGCUGCAGGUUGCAACAGCAGAGGACUGCCGAAAGAUCAUCCGGAAUGUUGCAACGACAUCGUACAUGGCCUUCCAUCACUGGAGUGGAAGUCCUGUUUACAGCCGCACGAUUCGAAUGGAAUUCUAG